Mytilus californianus (California mussel) is the source of this 2086-nucleotide messenger RNA. RefSeq lists its product as uncharacterized. The coding region runs from base 4 to 1851 and encodes 615 amino acids. NCBI's taxonomy places the organism in Eukaryota, Metazoa, Mollusca, Bivalvia, Mytilida, Mytilidae. The transcript has a single exon. The record is from RefSeq and is a predicted model, not a curated record. Gene Ontology annotation, molecular function: protein binding; zinc ion binding.
AAAAUGGCAACUAGCGAUGUAGGUGAUGAACUAAUUUGUGCACUGUGUCUCGAGAUUUACAAUGACCCCAGACUUUUAUCUUGCUAUCAUACAUUCUGCCAAACUUGCAUAGAACAGUUAAUCAAUAAAGGCGAAGAAAAAGGUAUAUUCAAGUGUCCCCUUUGUCGCUCAGCGAUCACAUCGACGGAAUUCCCAUCUAAUAUUUACAUACAAACACGAGUUACAUUCAACAACGAGAAAAUCAAAUGCGAAUUGUGUGAGAGUGAUGAAAAUAUCACAGUGAAAUGUAUUGAUUGUGAUCAACUUUUAUGCAAAAACUGUUCAUCUGUUCACAGAAAAAUAAAGUCUUGUAAAGGUCAUAAAGUGAUAGAGUAUACUCAAACCGACUCUCAAAGUACUACUUUUAAAAUAAAGAAAAACAGUUUCUGUAAAAUACACACAGAGGAAACUUUACGUUUCCAUUGUAUAAAGUGCGAGGUACCUGUAUGCAGGGAUUGUAAGCAUACAUCACACGAGGGACACAGAACCGAAGAUCUUGACGACCGCGUUCAAAUUGCUUCAGAGUGGAUAAGAUCGUACAGUAAGGGUAUUGAUUUAGAAGUCGGUAAUUUCAGCAAUAAGGUGCAAAGUGUUUUGAACUUAAAAAACGAACUUGACAAAAAUAUUGUAAACGUACAACAAAGUUUAACUAUUGUCGAGGAACAGAUGUGUAAAGAGGUUAAAGAGGAGUGCGCUAAGACUUGGUCUGAAAUAAACCAACUAACAGACAAUCAGUCCAGCUUGAUCAAGGUAAAGAAAGUUGAAAUAGAAGCAUUAAUAAGUAAAUUGACUAGCAAGAAAAGAUAUAUUGACUCAGUUGUUUGUAGUGGUACUGAUUCAGAUAUUGUUUUGUGUAAAAAACAGCUGUCUAAAGGACCAGAAAUGUGCACGCCCACUGAGUUAAUAAUAACUAUACCGACAUUUUAUGCAGACCGACCCAGUAUUAAAGUUGGUCAGAUAGCGGGGAAAAGGAUACGUUUGCAACUAGAGCCAAAAGUAAAGUUUAAGCACACGUUUCAUGUAGACAUGAUGAAUAAAUCAGUUUCAGCAAUUUGUCUAAUAAAUAAAGAUGAAGCGCUUAUUUCAUUUCGUUCAGAUGCAUGGAACCAAGGUUCUCGCGUAAAAAAUGUUCUUGCUUACUAUUCGUCAGGGAUGGAAAAAGAGGUAUAUUUUAUGCCACCACAAAUGGAUUUAAUCACCGACAAAAACGGGCGUAUUUAUUUCUAUGAAGAUCACUUAGAAAAAUUAGAAGGUGGUUUGACAGUUUAUCUCAAACCUGACGAAGAGAAUAAAACUGAAAAUAUUUACCCUUGCAAGAGACCAAUCUCCAUGGACAUUCUUUCAAAUGGAGAUAUUAUUAUAUUAGACAUUGAAAAUACAUUGUCGCGAAUUAAUUUUGAUCAGAAAAAGCAGAUUUGUUCUUUCGACGACGGUCACCUGACAUCGCCGAUUUCUAUUGCAAAGAGCAGAGAAAAUAAACUAUGGGUAGCAGAUCCGGGAAGCGGAAAAGUAUUUGUUUUUAACACAAAUGGGGAAUUGUUAUUCGAGUUUGAUGUCUGUCAGAUUCUAAAGUUAUCUAAGAAAUCAAAACCGAACAGUAUUUGCUUCUGUGAAAUCUUCAAUAUAGCGAUAGUUGCAGAUUCAAUGAAUAACUGUAUUUUCGCGAUAAGUGAAGAUGGGUAUUAUGGCGAGAUUGUUCUUGAUGAAUCUAUUGACCUGGAAAGCCCCUCGUGUGUAGCAUGCAAAGACAAUUUAUUGUGGGUAUGCGAUAAAAGGAGCAGAAUAUGCAUAUUUGAAAUGUUAAAACCUUAAGUUACAUAAUUAUUACUAGUACACUGUGAGUUGCGCAUGAUUGAAGAAGUUUUUUUCCUUAAUUAUGUCGGUUAUCAAAGUUUGCCAAGUGCUGCUUUCGUUCAAUAUCAUUAUGAAAUAAGUUGGUUCAUAUGCAUGUACAAUUUAAAAUUUUUAAAAAUAUAUAGUUAGAAUUUUAAUUUUUUUUUUUGCAUUUUUCACAAAAUCCCAAAAUUAAAAACAUUUUAAAGUUUUA